Knipowitschia caucasica is the source of this 3102-nucleotide messenger RNA. The record is from the annotation of a GenBank genome assembly. NCBI's taxonomy places the organism in Eukaryota, Metazoa, Chordata, Actinopteri, Gobiiformes, Gobiidae.
AUGAAGGAGCCCAGCUCUGAGCCCAGCUCUGAGCCCAGCUCUGAGCCCAGCUCUGAGCCCAGCUCUGAGCCCAGCUCUGAGCCCAGCUCUGAGCCCAGCUCUGAGCCCAGCUCUGAGCCCAGCUCUGAGCCCAGCUCUGAGCCCAGCUCUGUUUAUGGACUCUUCCGCAGACAGUGCUGCUGCAGGGAGAAUAGAGUCCAUCCAAGUCCAUCAGACCCAAGCUUCUUCAGAAAGAUGCAGAAGAAGCUGAGCUUGGCCUUCAUGAGAUACAAGAUAAACCCAGAGCCUAGCGUGAGGAUGAUGUCACAUGAUGCCAGCGACAUGUUGGCGGCGGCUCUGGAGCAGAUGGAUGGGAUUAUAGCAGGUACAGGAAAUGGCUCCAAGGCCCUGGAUUAUUCCAAUGGGAUGCUGGAGUGUCAGUCCCCCUCGUCCCCGUUCAUGGGCAGCCUCCGCGCUCUGCACCUGCUGGAGGAUCUACACAACGUCCUGGACCUGAUGGAGACCGACGAGAGACUGAGUCUGAGAGGCCUGGUUCCAGACCGGACCGCCCUGAGCCUGCAGGACUGGCUCCAGGGACACACGUCGAACGGACACUUGUCUCUGAGCGGAGACCAUCAGGAACGACUCAUGAGACUGGAAACGGACAAGGAGUCUCUGGUCCUGCAGGUGAGUGUGUUGACGGACCAGGUGGAGGCUCAGGGGGAGAAGAUCCGAGACCUUGACGUGUGUUUGGACGAACACAGAGACAAACUCAACGCCACUGAAGAAAUGCUGCAGCAGGAGCUCCUGUGCAGGACGGAGCUGGAAACUCAGAAGUUAGAGCUGAUCUCUGAAGUGUCUAACCUCAAACUCAAGUUGAACUCUAUAGAAAAGAAGCGUCUGGACCUGGACCAUAGAUUCAGCGACAGUGAGGAUUUAAUUCUGGAGAUCCACGAGCUGCGGUUCAGAAUCUCUGACCUGGAAAAUGAAAAGCUGCAGUUUGAGAAGAAACUGAAGUCCACAAAAGAGGAGCUGGUGAGUCUGCGGCGGCAGCUCGAGGGAAAGGACGUGGAGAUGAGGAGGCUCCAGGACCAGAGCGGCCCCGAGUCUGUGGUGGAGAGAGUUUUUCCUGCAGAUGAAACUCUUAGAAAGAGGCUGAAGGAGAAACAUGUGGAGGUGCAGAGGAUGAAGAAGGCGGUGGAGUCACUGAUGGCAGCCAAUGAGGAAAAGGAUCGUAAGAUUGAGGAGCUGAAGCAGUCUUUGCAGCGGUAUAAGAAAGUGCAGGAGAUGGUGAUGUCGGUCCAAGAGAAGAAAGAGAAAUCCAUGGAGGCUUUUGUCCACACUUCCCUCGGCUCCUUCUUGUCCCAGGGUUUGUGUUUGGAACCAGAGGAGGCGCAGCCGAGCACUGAGGAGGAGGACAGGAUUCAUGUGGAGUCCUCCCCCAGCCCCUCCCCCUCGGACAUCGAGCCGGUGUCCGAGUGCUCCCCCACAGACGGACAGAGCGCCCAAGAAUUGAGCAGAUGCAGCAGCCAGGAGCAACUGGACAAGAUCAACAAUGAAAAGAACUCGAGUGAGGAGAACAGGAAGCAUGGAGGCAGGCCGCCGCUUGGUCCCUCGUCCACGCUCCCCUCGUCCACGCUUCCCGCCUCUAUCCAGGACGACAGCUUCGGCUCCAGGAAAGCUCGCUCCUCGUUUGGAAAAGGGUUCUUCAAGAUCCGCGGCGGGAAGAAGACCAGCAGCACCCCGAACCUCGACCGCAGCCUGAGUGCGAGUGCGCCGCAGCUAGCGGAGACAGAGAGACCCCCCGCGGACCACCUGGACCUGGCCGGCCUCCCACAGAGCUCCAGCACCACGGACAGCACUCACACUCUGUCCACCAAGAAACCAAAAGGCAUCACCAAACUGUUCGGAAAGCUGAAGAGGAGCCGCUCCACCACCUUCAACCUGGACGACAACCUUUCUGAGGGAGAGUUUAAGCGUGGUGGCGUGCGGGCUACGGCGGGACCACGGCUGGGCUGGUCACGUGACCUACAGCAGAGCAACAACAGUGAAGUGGACGCCCCCUUCGCGCGCUGGUCCAAGGAGCAGGUCUGUGAUUGGCUGCAGGAGCAGGGCCUCGGUCUCUAUGGAAACAUGGCCCGAGUCUGGAUCUCCUCUGGACAAACUCUACUGCAGGCGUCACAGCACGAUCUGGAAAAGGAGCUGGGGAUCAAGCAGCCGCUGCACAGGAAGAAGCUGCAGCUGGCUCUUCAGUCCCUAGGGUCAGAGGAGGAGGACGCACAGGGACGGCUGGAUUACCACUGGGUCACACGAUGGUUGGACGACAUUGGACUUCCACAGUAUAAAACUCAGUUUGAUGAAGCGCGAGUGGACGGACGGAUGCUGCACUACAUGACUGUGGACGACCUCCUCUCUCUGAAAGUGGGCAGUGUCCUUCAUCAUCUCAGCAUCAAACGAGCCGUUCAGGUCCUUCGCCUCAACAACUACAGACCCAACUGUCUCCGCCGCCGCCCGUCUGACGAGAACAAUGUGACCCCGGCGGAGGUGUCCCAGUGGACUAACCACAGAGUGAUGGAGUGGCUGCGCUCCGUGGAUCUGGCAGAAUAUGCUCCAAACCUCAGAGGCAGCGGGGUCCACGGGGGCCUCAUGGUCCUGGAGCCGCGCUUUAACGUGGAGACCAUGGCGUUGCUGCUGAACAUUCCUCCGAACAAGACGCUGCUGCGGCGCCACCUGGUGACACACUUCAGUCUGCUCAUAGGGACUGAGGCACAGACACACAAACAGGACUGUGUGGAACACCCUGACUACACACUGCUCACCGCAACCAGCAGAGUCAAGCCCAGGAAGUUGUCAUUCGGCUUCAGUAAAAAGAAGAAGUCUGAGGAGAGCGAGGAGUACGUUUGUCCCAUGGACCUGGAGACGCCGAAGGGGCGGAGCUUCCAGAAGGACUUCCAGAUCUACGAGGACGAUCUGGACCGACUGCAGCAGAUGGACGACUCUGAAGGCACCGUGCGACAGAUCGGAGCUUUCUCAGAAGAAAUCCAGAAUCUAACGAGCAUGUUAAAGGAGGAUCAGUUUUUCCCUGAAGCCGCAGCUGUCCUGAGUCUGACGGACGAUGCAUGA